AUGAACUUUGGACUGUCGACUCUGUUUCAUGAAGUCAGUCACAGUACUCCAUUGAGGAGUCCUAUCACCGCAGGUUCCGCGCUUAUGAAUCCGAAUUCUAGAAUUUUAGCGCUUAAAAGUUAUAAAAGAGAGGAGGAUUUCAUGUCUUUAAGGGAAUACAAUGACUACUUGGAGGAAGUUGAGGACAUGGUGGUGAAUUUAGUUGAUGGAAUAGAUAUUCCAGCUAUUGAAACAAAGAUUGUCGAGUAUCAGAGAGAAAAUGCAUGCCAAAUCAUGAACGCUCAAGCCCUCAAGGAUGAAGAAUAUGCAGCUGCUUUUGCAGCAAGCAAGAGUGAACUUCCGCAGACAGGUGUUGAUAUUAGGGAGACCCGGUGGGAUGUUGAGCUGGAAACAACGAGAGAGGGAGACCCGACAUCGUUCUACGGCGGCAGUGGCGACGAAGGAUACGGGUCUAGAUCCAUGACGCCCAUUCAGGCCAUAGGCCACUAUCCUUGCAGCAGAACGACAGAUCUAGGAUGGACGCAUGAAGACCAAGGCGUCAAGGAAAUCUUCACCGACGACCGGAGGUGUCAAGAAGCCCUACCGCUUUCAUACCGGGAUAGUGGUGCUCAGGGAGAUCCGCAGCUUCUCACCGCCGUAUCGGAUUUUGAUCAAAUUCGCCCCACUCUCUUCACCAGCUAUGGAAUCGGGCCUGAUAUCAGCGAAUCCGUCAAGCAGAUCUCCCUUUCAUCUCUUUCUAUCAUCUCCUGCCCGGUCAAAAUUCUGCAAGCCUUAAAGACGAAAGGGGCAGAGGCGACACAGAUGGAUCGAACGGCGUUAUCGACGUGCGGAGGCGGCGAAGCUGGCGGCGUCAGGGUCGCAGACGCAGCGAACGAUGACGAAUAG
Striga asiatica is the source of this 885-nucleotide messenger RNA. The record is from the annotation of a GenBank genome assembly. NCBI's taxonomy places the organism in Eukaryota, Viridiplantae, Streptophyta, Magnoliopsida, Lamiales, Orobanchaceae.